Messenger RNA from Physella acuta, 477 nucleotides. Its product is annotated as glutaminyl-peptide cyclotransferase-like. The record is from RefSeq and is a predicted model, not a curated record. Lineage: Eukaryota; Metazoa; Mollusca; Gastropoda; Physidae. Gene Ontology annotation, molecular function: glutaminyl-peptide cyclotransferase activity; zinc ion binding.
GUGUGGUCUAAUUGCUCGCGUGGGCUGGCUGGGAUGUUUGCACGCUUGGCAGAGCGCCCAGCCCAGGACUGUAGUCCCUGGCUGUCGAACCAGAACCUUCAGAGGCUGACCAACAGCGCUACCAACCUGACCCACAUCUUCCACCACCUGCUGCCCAACAUCUUAAUCAGCCGCGUCUCUGGUAGCCAUGGUAACGUCAUGGUGCGACAGUUUAUCAAGCAGGAGAUGGACGGAAUGGGCUGGUAUGUCGAGGAAGAUUCGUUUCAAGACCAGACCCCUUACGGAGAAAUCGCUUUCACCAACGUUAUUGCCACGUUGGAUCCUUCAAAAGCCAAACGAGUGGUUUUGGCCUGCCACUACGACUCGAAGCUCAUGCCAGGCUUUGUUGGGGCGACGGACUCUGCGGUUCCCUGUUCCCUGAUGAUCGAAACGGCCAGGUGGUUCCAGCAGGUUCCCGAUGAUGUUUGGAACAAUGCC